Messenger RNA from Siniperca chuatsi (mandarin fish), 612 nucleotides. Its product is annotated as hemoglobin subunit alpha-A. The transcript has 3 exons. Gene Ontology annotation, molecular function: organic acid binding; peroxidase activity; heme binding. Gene Ontology annotation, cellular component: haptoglobin-hemoglobin complex; hemoglobin complex; blood microparticle. Lineage: Eukaryota; Metazoa; Chordata; Actinopteri; Centrarchiformes; Sinipercidae. Bases 67 to 498 code for a protein of 143 amino acids. The record is from RefSeq and is a predicted model, not a curated record. Gene Ontology annotation, biological process: oxygen transport; hydrogen peroxide catabolic process.
CGUUAACCAGCAUCUUCAUUUGAGAAUAUUUUCUUUCAGUUCUGAAAACCUGAAGAAAAGGCAGACAUGAGUCUCACUGGAAAAGAUAAGUCCGUGGUGAGGUCUUUCUGGGACAAAGUGUCCCCGAAGUCAGGCGAGAUUGGAGCUGAGGCUCUGGCCAGGAUGCUGACUGUAUUCCCCCAGACCAAGACCUAUUUUUCCCACUGGGCUGAUCUGAGUCCUGAUUCCCCUCAAGUGAAGAAGCACGGUGCAGUCAUCAUGGGAGCCAUUGGAGACGCCGUCGGAAAGAUUGAUGACCUUGUUGGUGGUCUGUCCAGCCUCAGCGAGCUGCAUGCCUUCAAGCUCAGAGUGGACCCGGCCAACUUCAGGAUGUUAUCCCACAACAUCAUCUUGGUUUUGGCCAUGUACUUCCCCGGAGAUUUCACUCCAGAGAUCCAUGUCUCCAUUGACAAGUUCCUGCAGAACGUGGCUUUGGCUCUGUCCGAGAAAUACCGCUAAACUCCAGUCAUCCAGGAGCAUCGACUGCAUACAUGCGGCAUGACGUCGACAUUAAUGUCCCUUUUAAAAUGGAAGGGCUUGGUGAAUAAAACAAAUAAAUAUGAAAUGUCCAGA